This is a messenger RNA of Verruconis gallopava, 309 nucleotides long. RefSeq lists its product as uncharacterized. The transcript is spliced from 2 exons. NCBI's taxonomy places the organism in Eukaryota, Fungi, Ascomycota, Dothideomycetes, Venturiales, Sympoventuriaceae. The record is from RefSeq and is a predicted model, not a curated record. Gene Ontology annotation, cellular component: NatC complex. Bases 1 to 309 code for a protein of 102 amino acids.
AUGUCUUCUAUCGAGGUCGAAAAGGCGACAAGUCUCUUGUCGGAGUAUCUUGGCAAGACCUUGCGUGUCCAUACUGAUGAUAAACGCAUAUUCGUAGGCCAGAUGAAGUGCACAGACCGAGAAUGCAAUAUCAUACUAGGUCUUACGCAGGAGUAUCGUCCUCCAGCUGAAGACCUGGUGAGAGAUGCGGCUGUAAGAGCAGGUGGCACCCCUCUGCAUAUGUCCUACUCGCACCGCUUCGUCGGCUUGGUUGUGGUGCCGGGCAGGCAUAUUACCAAGAUUGAGCUAGAAGAGCACAUUACGACAUGA